AUGACAAGUGUAUAUGAUCAGUACUCUACGUCGACCUCUUCGCGAACGAAUUCCCUUAAUCGGCCUUCGGUUGUUCCUAUAUCGGCCUUGUUAAAUCCUGAACCUGAUGGUCAUGUGGUAUCUCCAACAUCAACCACAUCAACUACGUCAACAAAAUCAACAUCUUCAACAACGAAUCCUGACAAUUAUGAAAGUAUCGAUGAUGGUUAUUAUAAUCCUUCAACAAAUCAAAAUCUUCAAAACCAUCAAAACCUUCAAAACCAUCAAAAUCUUCAAAAUGGUCAACAUUGUCGACGUUAUUCAGCUCCAAACUUAUCAUCAGAUGUUUCAAAUGAAAAUAAUAAUUUAACCAUCAUUUAUCAUAACAAUCAAUCAAAUGCUAUUACUCCUAUUAGUUCUGAGUCUUCUCUUUCUACCCCUACUUCUCCAAUAUCUUCAAUGAACAGAUCUAAUGAUCAAACUUCUGUUAAUAAUAUGAUUACACCUCCGCAAACUCCUGGUGUUAAAUCUCCAACAAAAGCAAAUUUUCAAUUUCCUCCAAAUACUUCUGAUCAAAAUUCUCAAUCAAUGCCUCCUAAAGUUAAACGUAAAAGAAUAACUCAAGAGCAAUUGGCUGAUUUGGUUGCUAUGUUUGAACAAACUGAUACUCCAAGUUAUGAUGUUCGUGAAAAAUUAGCUAAAAAAUUAAAUAUGACUAAUCGUGAAGUUCAGGUCUGGUUUCAAAAUCGUCGUGCAAAAGCUAAUCCUCAAGCUGCUAGUGGUCAUGCUUCUUCUAUUGGCAUGAUCAACCCUGGAAAUUUCACUUUUGUUCCAAUGUUUACAAAUAGUGGCCCUUCAGCUGGUUGUCAGGCAAAGGGUCGAAAUAAUCGAAGACACUCUUGCGUUACUUCAACUAUUAAUUCUCAAAAAAAGUCUUCUCAAACCUCCCCUUUCACUAGGCAACGUGCUGCAACUGUUACUGACCAUCAACUUCAUCAUGUUUAUGGUGGUCAUAAUCAUACUGGUCAUACCGUUCCUCCUUCUCCUGUUUCUCCUACUACUCCAAUUUUACCUCCUCCUAUCCCAUCUUCACAUUAUAUGUUGUCUGGUCUUAACCCUUGUACUCUCCCUCCUCCUAUCGUUCCUCCAAUCAAAGAUCUCCUUGCUCCUCCUUCUGAUUUAUAUCAAUCUGGUCAACAUUCUUUGACCUCGGUUCAUCAUCAAUCAUAUACUCACCCUCAUCAUUCUUAUCUUUCAACUGUUGAUUCUCAAUCAACUCUUUCAUCUGCUGUAUCAAAAACUUCUCCUAUUGACAUUCUCGCCACUGCUGCUGAGUUUGUUCAAAGUGAGGAAAAAGAAAAGGAACGCCUUAAGGCCCUUGAAGCUAUAAAACAAGAGGAUGAGAAUAAUGAUGAUUCUCAGAAAUCAAGCGUUUGGAGACCUUGGUUAGUGUGA
Messenger RNA from Cetraspora pellucida, 1434 nucleotides. NCBI's taxonomy places the organism in Eukaryota, Fungi, Glomeromycota, Glomeromycetes, Diversisporales, Gigasporaceae. The record is from the annotation of a GenBank genome assembly.